This is a messenger RNA of Melampsora larici-populina 98AG31, 1361 nucleotides long. RefSeq lists its product as uncharacterized. The annotation marks the transcript as partial. The record is from RefSeq and is a predicted model, not a curated record. The transcript has 2 exons. NCBI's taxonomy places the organism in Eukaryota, Fungi, Basidiomycota, Pucciniomycetes, Pucciniales, Melampsoraceae.
CAAUUACUUCGAAGUGAAUUGGUUCCAAUCUCAAGUUUAACAAAUCAUCAAGAAGAAGAAGAGGUUCAAGUUAAAGAAGCCAGCCUAUCAUCAUCAUCAUCAUCAUCAGUCUUAUCCGUUCUGAUCAAUAAUCAUCAAAUCAUUCAAAUCAAAAUAUCAACUUCUAAUUUGCAAUUGGUCAAUCUAAUCAAUCUACCAAGUACAACUAAUCAUGAAGCAAUCAAUACCAUCUCAUCAACACCAACCAAUCUAAUAUUUUCAUCAAAUUCAAAUUCUUAUCAAUUUCAAUCCAAUACCAAUACAAUCCAUCAACUCGAAAACAAUCUAGGACAUCAUCAUUCUACCAUCCAACACUUAACCAUCACUCAAGAUCCAACCUUAAUCAUCUCAUCCUCACUCCAAAACGGUGUGAUAGUCUAUGAUCAACUCAACCAAUCCAACCACAAACUCAACAUAAAAUCUAAAUCAAACAUCACUUCAAUCUCAAUCUCGAGUUUUUCUUCUAAACUAUUCACUAUCAACUUAGAAUCUAAGAUCUUAUUGUUUGAUUUGAAUUUACAUCUUACUAAACCGAUCACUGCAUUCAAAUUAAAUUCAUUAAAUCAAAAACACCCUCAACCUAUUUUGAUUAACGCACAUUUUUCUAAUUUGAAUUCAAACUUGAUUAUCUUUUUAAAUCAAGUAGGACAAAUCGGACUAGGUGAUCUAACUCACCACAACUUGAUUUCUCAAAUGGAUUUCCGACUUGAUCAAAAAGAAAUUAUUAAACUUUCGAGUUUUAGUUCGAAUGGAAAAACGUUGGUUUGUUUAACAAAUCAAGGAAACUUGAUAUCAAAAGACUUGAAAACAUCAUCUCAAACCCAUUUAUUAAACUUAUCGUUCAACGAGACUCGGGCUUGUUUAAGAUUACUUUUUCAACCUGAUUUUAAUGCUUUGGAUCCCAUUGAUCUUAACACUAAACCUAGAUCAAGACUGAAACCCUCAAGUCAAAAUCAAGUAACACCUAAAGAUCUUAAAACUGAAACCCAAGGUGUUCAGCAUGACCAUGAUUACCAUUCAUCAUCAUCUAUUUCUACACUUCUUUCUCCUCAACUUAAACCGAUCUCUUCUAAACCUAAAUCUAAAAAAGAGUUCGAAUUAGGUAUUCGAUCUGAAGCUAGAGUAUCUACUUUGGUUUCUAAACUUGAUGUUGAUGAACCAUUCAAUACAAACUCGAACCAAAACCGAAAAGAAAACCAAAACCAAAAAGAAAACCAAAACCAAAACCAAACGCAAACGCAAAAAGAAAACCAAAACCAAGACCAAAAAGAAAGAGGUAUGGUAAAUGUUUCAGUCAAAGAGCUAGAAAGCAUCAUAGACAG